CCUCCCUCUCCCACUUACAGCUUCGAUGGCCAACUUCAACCAGAACCCGUUUGCUUCCACACAUUCUCUCGACACGAACCCGUUCGAUGACCCUACCCCCACACAACCUGCUAACGAUGCUCGGCUAGAGCAAUUAAGACAACGCGAAGAAGACCUUCAACGGCGAGAGCAAGAACUCGCAGCCAAGGCCGAAAACAUCCGCAAGAAUGGCAGGAACAAUUGGCCUCCGUUCAUGCCCCUCAUCUUCCACUCGAUUCCGGAUGAAAUCCCAGAAGCAUCUCAGCUCUUGGUUACUCGUCUCUACCAACUGUGGCUAGUUCUAGCCGCCACGCUCAUCAUCAAUGUCGUCGCGUGUAUCAUGAUUCUCAUUUCGGGAUCGAGGGAUGGCGGGCGUGAUCUCGGAGCAAGCAUUGGAUAUGUGUUCAUCAUCACCGUCACGUCGUUCCUGCUGUGGUAUCGGUAUGGCGAUUAUAUCCAUUUCGGUACCCUCCCACUCACAGGUCCCGCCAGCCCUAUUUACAACGGUUACAUGAAGGCAACUCUAUUCUGGAAUAGGACCAUUCGGCAACUGACUGUGUUCAAAUCUAGGAACAGGCACUCUAUUAUUGUAAACUUGUAUUUCUUCUUUGGAGGGUUCCAUCUGAUAUUCAGUGUUUACAUGAUCAUCGGUGUGCCAAGCACCGGCUCGGCGGGGCUGAUCCAGAUGAUCCAAAUCUGGGUCGCUGCUGUGUUUUGUCUCAUCGCUACUAUCGGCUGGACCGUGCAAGGAUUGGGCAAUGCCUUCUACUAUCGGCAGAUUUAUGCUCAUCACACGGCUGCUGGCCACACCAUGGAGAAGGCGAAGAGUGAACUUGCGACUCAUGGAGCGAAGGCGUACUUUAUGCGAGGAUGAUUGGCAUGUCUUUAUUUGUAUAAAACGUGUUCAAAAUCCCAGAACUCGUUACAACCUACAUAGUAGUGUCCCAGGUCAUGGAUUGUACAACCUUGCCCAUUCCAAAAGUACAAGCGCC
This is a messenger RNA of Mycena citricolor, 1010 nucleotides long. Lineage: Eukaryota; Fungi; Basidiomycota; Agaricomycetes; Agaricales; Mycenaceae. The record is from the annotation of a GenBank genome assembly.